GCCUUGUAAGUUUCAGUCAGACAGAUAAGACUGGUGCGAGCACUCAACGGGCCUGGUUAUAAAGAUAGAAAGAGAGCAAAAGAAACAUUUUAGAGUGGCUGAUGCACUUAGGCUUCAUCUGGAAGACCAGGAGAGAACUUACAGACUUAUUCUUGACUUUGGAUCCAGAUGUUUGAGAAGAUUUUAUCUGAAAACUACAAGAAUAUAACAGGAGAUCAGAGGCAGAGAAUUACUAGAUUUGUGGACAGCACAUCAGAAUAUGCACAUGAGGUAAUGGAGGAGUGACAAAGGAUGUUUACACAGUAAUACUGAGACCAAGCAGGAAGAGGUGUGCUCACAGUUCAUGUUUAUGGUCUGGGAAGAGAAAACCAACAGUGAAUGUUUGUCCAAGAACCAAAAGCCACCUGAGGAGACAGCUGCAGGAGACAAGACUCCAAGAGGAAUCGGCUCACUGAGCUUACUUGGUUCAUUUAACAGAUUUUGACUUCUUGUUCUUGAUUUCUUGACGCUCACUUUGAACCCUCUCAGUCAUGUCACGAGAAGGAGAGUUGAGCUACACCGAAGCCAUUCAGAGGGCUGAGGCUUCUAUCACUCGUUUCCCUCUCAUUCCAGUGAGAGGGAUCCCUCUCAUGAACUACAUUGCAGAGAACUGGGAUUCCAUCUGGGCUUUCCGUCCUGAUCCUUCAGACCUCCUCAUUGCUACUUAUCCUAAAGCAGGGACCACAUGGACCCAGGAGAUAGUUGAUCUACUUUUACACAAUGGAGAUGCAGAGAUCUGCAAGCGAGCCCCCACACCGGUCCGCAGCCCUUUCCUAGAGAUCUGCUCCCCACCCCCCAUCCCCUCAGGUCUUGAUCUCCUGAAGGAAAUGGACCCCCCAAGAGUUAUCAAGACGCAUCUUCCUUUUCAGCUGGUGCCUCCUGCAUUUUGGGAAAACAAGUGCAAGGCGAUCUACGUGGCACGCAAUGCCAAAGACAACCUGGUGAGCUACUAUCAUUUCGACUGCAUGAACCUAACCCAGCCGGAGCCGGGGCCGUGGGGGGGCUACAUCCACAAGUUCAUGCGAGGAGAGUUGGCGUGGGGUUCCUGGUAUGACCACGUGAAAGGAUACUGGGCGGAGAAAGAGAAAAGAAACAUCCUGUACAUCUUCUAUGAAGACAUGAAGGAGAAUCCUCGGCGUGAGGUGGAACGCAUCAUGAGAUACCUGGAUCUGUCAUUACCUGAUGAGAUUAUCAGCAAGAUUGUGGAGCUCACUUCAUUUAAAAACAUGAAGGACAACCCGAUGGCCAACUACUCCUGUGUUCCAGCGCCUGUUUUUGAUCAAUCCAUCUCCCCCUUCAUGAGAAAAGGUGAAGUUGGUGACUGGACAAACCAUUUCACACCUGAACAAUCAAAGAUGUUCGAUGAAGAUUAUGAAAAGCAAAUGAAGGAUGUUAAAAUACCUUUCAGGACCCUCAUCUAAAGGAUUAGAGGUUUUCCACUUUGCUGCAGCUUUACAAACCAAAGACAGAUGAACUGACAUGUACUAUCGGAAAUGUUGGUACUAGCUGAAUGCCCAAAAAAAUAAAAUGAGAGAAUCUGAUGCUGUUUGGCUCACUUUUCAGGCUAAACAAUAUAAUUAGUGCACCUCUUGAUUUGUAUAGACAAAAUCUGCCAAAUGUAUGAAUAAAAACGUGCUCCACAAUUCCAAAAGAUGAGUUUGUAAUCAUCACUUUAUUGCAGCUUAUAACGUAAACAAUAUAUAUAUAAGACCAAAAGUGUUGUGACUGAGUGGACAUGUCCAUUUAUGUCAUGAGACCUUCAACAGAGUCCACUGACUGCAUGGAGCCUAUAGAGAGUGCUGGCAGCUGGAGGCAUGUGGUUUUUCUGCCCAUAUGAAGUCAUUUUGCAACCCUACACCACACUGUACAGUGCCCAGUCGAAAGAAAGCAGGGAGGCUGCACAAGACACAGGCAAACACAGACUAAAGUCAAAGUAAUGAGCUGGAAAGUCAAUCAUAUGAAAAUGGACAGAGGACACAAAAACACAACAGGUGAGAAUAUCCAAGUUUAACAAAAAAUCACUUUUUAAUACAUACUUUAUUUCUUAGAAUAAAAUCUUAAAUAUUUUAAUACUUUAUCAACAGGGAUACUUCCCUUCAUUUUAAGUCGAUAUCUUUUCUUAUAUAGCUAUUUUUAUGUAGAUUUUUUUUUAAACAAGUUUUAUUUGGUUUUUUUUGUACAUUUUAUUGUGUUUUCUCCUCUCUCUUCUACUGGUUGGCUCACUAUGGCUCCCCUCUUUGGAUAUGAUCUUCCCCUCUCGCUUCUCCGUCUCGUUCUCUCCAACCCUUAAGAUCCACUUCUUCUACAUCUCUAUUUAGCCUCUUUACCUAGUGGAGAGGGAAGUGAUGAGUUAGAGGGGGAAAAGGUUUCACUCAAUGGAAACAGAACAAAAUGAACCCGUCAGACAAGUACAGCUGAAACAAUCUUUGCAAACAAUGACUGAUGAAUAAUGCAGGCAAAAAAAAAAAAUCUCAAGCAUGAAAAUUCUUCUUCAGGGCAGGUCAUGAGGAAUGGGUUGUUGGUAGGCCUACAUCCGGUAAUUCUCAGGUCUGUAUAGGAGCAAAUUAAGAAAUCAUAGGGCCCUGAGCAAUAAGGUCCUAUGGCCCCUCAACCACCCAACUUACAUUGAAUAUACAUCAUGUAAAGGGGGGUUUGGGGGCCCCUCCCCUGAGAAAAUUCAGAAAAUUAUAGCUCCUAAAGUGCCUUUCCUUUUAAUUUCAGAUGGAAACUACUUGUUUGAGUAUUGCACAAAUACAGUACAGUUCUGCUCAUUAAUCCACCACUGGAUCUGCAUUAGGAAGUAUGAGCUGACCUUUCAGUGGUGAUGUAAUAAGGCUUGGUUUGGCCUUUCACUUCCCAUAAAUAAGAGGUCAGGGCCAAAACAACAUUAACACAUAUAAUCUUAUUUUUUCGCUGCUGUUUAAUUCACAUUGGACAACUAACUCUAUGUCUAGAAUCACUUUGA
This is a messenger RNA of Sphaeramia orbicularis (orbiculate cardinalfish), 3004 nucleotides long. RefSeq names its product sulfotransferase family 1, cytosolic sulfotransferase 6 (gene sult1st6). Gene Ontology annotation, molecular function: sulfotransferase activity. The coding region runs from base 531 to 1460 and encodes 309 amino acids. The transcript has 7 exons. NCBI's taxonomy places the organism in Eukaryota, Metazoa, Chordata, Actinopteri, Kurtiformes, Apogonidae. The record is from RefSeq and is a predicted model, not a curated record.